This is a messenger RNA of Styela clava, 2396 nucleotides long. RefSeq lists its product as uncharacterized. NCBI's taxonomy places the organism in Eukaryota, Metazoa, Chordata, Ascidiacea, Stolidobranchia, Styelidae. The record is from RefSeq and is a predicted model, not a curated record.
AAAACAAAUUAACUCAUAAUAAUAUUAGUGAAAUGUAUGAAAGGAAUAUCUCGGUAUUGCAACUUUAAUGGUUCGUUUAUACACUGAGCCAAGGAUUAGAAACAUUGUUAUUGUGCGCGGGGUUUUGUCCAGUUUAGUUUCAUUUCGUUUACUGUUUCACAACUUGGUUGAAGCCUUAGAAAUGAGGCCAAAAAGUAAGGAAAAGAAAGAAAGGGUGACUUCUGCUAAGGUUGAAGCACCACCUCAAGGUGAAUUUGUAUUUCCAAAUAACGAUCGUUACAAGGGUGAAUACAAACUCAACGAGAGUGGAACUAUCGAAAGAGACGGAGUUGGUACUCACACAACAUCUAAUGGAAUGAGAUACACAGGACAAUGGUCACAAGAUAAAAUGAACGGAAAUGGGGUAUUAGACCUUCCGAGCGGUGCAGUGUACGAAGGAGAAUUUCUUAAUAAUCAAUUCCAUGGCGUGGGUACUUAUACAUGGCCCAAUGGAUGCGUGUACAAAGGAUCAUUUAGUAAUAAUAAACUUCUCGGUGAAGGGGCUUUCAUGGAUACAGAAGAGCAAACAUGGGUUGGAAAUUUCCACUAUAAAGCUGCGCCCGGACUUAAAUUCAAAUUAAAGUUAUAAAAUUUUCACAUUUAAAAUUCCUUCUGAAUCUAUAUUCAACUUUUACUUGAAUCUAUAUUUUUUUUAAAUACAUUUCUUAUUUUUUCUUGAUAGGUGUUAAAUUUGACAAACAGUCUGUAUAUUACAUCCAAUUAAAGAGUCCAGCUGCACACUAACACAAAUGGAUUUCUGUAACGUUUCGUCCGACCAUACGUAUGCGUAUCCACUAGCAUAAAGGCAUAGAUGAAAGAUAGUGAGUUAGUCUCGCACAAUCCAAUUCAAAAUUAAGUCUGUAUAUUAGUUAUCUGAAUACGAGCAUUCAAUUAAGCUCAAAAAUGCCAGUUCCCUUCACAUUCCUUGUCACUUGCUGGUGUUGCAAGUUGAAAAUCUCUGCUCGCACAUGCCCACCACCUUACCCAAAUUGUAAUUGUUGAAUACCAUGCCAAUGCCAUACCAGAAAGAUUCUUGAUCUUCUUAUUUACUUUUUUUUUUAACUCUUACUUAUGAUAUAUCACACAAACUCUAUAGAUUUUCCUAGAACAUUAUAUUUAUUAAAUUGACUAAUUUCUUAAUACUAUAAAGUACUGAAUUUUUAUCUUUUGAAAAUGAAAAAAAAAAUCGAUUCGUAUUAAUAAUUAUGGCGUAGUGAGAAAAAAAAAUUAGCAAAAAAUAUGAAAGCAAUCACACUCAAAUUAUAAUGUGGAUACAAACUAAGACAUAAACAGGAGAAAUGGCCAGGGACAGCGGGAGCCCUCAAUAUUUUCUGGUACAGUAACUGAAAGGCAUCUCUAUGUGCCACUCAAGUAACCCUGUAGAAUGUAGAUCCAUGACGAUAAUGUGCACAUUGUACGAGACUCUACAGGACAGUUUUUCCACUUCGGAACAGCGGCGUUUAUCACCUCUUAUUUGUUAGAUUUAAUCAUGUCCGCCUUAUUUUGGAUAUUUACAUUUCUUUAUUGUUUGAAGAUUUCAAUUCCAUCCACAUAUUUUCAAUAUGUCUUUUAUUUUCGCCAUACUAUCUGUUAUUGUAGCUUAUGGUUAGCUAUCUAUUUAUGAGGUGGGGUGCGAGACUUGACGUAUUCUAAAAAGGGGGUGCGGCUUAAAAAGUUCGAGAUCCACUGUUUUAAAUUUAAAUAUAUACUAAACAUCGUAAUAUAUAUCAAUUAAUAAAGACUGUGAACUUUGAAGCAACAUUGAUCAACAAAUGCAAUAAUGAUAAAUUAAUAACGACACUGUCUGAUUCUGGGUAAAUAACACAUUGAUAUGAAAAGGUAAAAAGCUGCAACAUAAAUGAUCUAGUUCAUGGGUAGUCUAUAAAGAUUUUAGUUACAAAAAUCCAUAUCUAGAAAAAUAUUUUUUAUAAUUCAAUAUAACAAUCUCCUUGCCAAAACAUAAGUGAUAUUACAAUUAGAUCACACAUUUAUUUAUAGAAGACGAAAAUUUACAGAAUUAAAUAAUAUUGAGUGUAGGUACCCUACACAGUUUUAAACAAGCCUAUUUAGUGCUGAGAUUUCUUCUUUGUUCGUAAAUGUAUAGUCUUUUUAAAAUUUAGCAAAAUAACAAAAUUUCAAAUAAAUAUACAGCGAAACAGUAUUGUAACCAUUUGAGAAAAGCAUUAAUGAACUGAAAAUUGCUUGACAAUGAUUGAUAGCAAUGAUAAAGUGGAUGGUGAACUCUGGAUUUCUGAUUCCUACCUCGGUGUGUGACUUUAUGGCCACCCUGUAUUGAGAUUUCUACCAUGACUAUUAAGCAAUUCAGGAUUUGGAAUCAGAGUUGGGCAUAUUCCCAA